This is a messenger RNA of Micropterus salmoides (largemouth bass), 1335 nucleotides long. RefSeq names its product RAB44, member RAS oncogene family (gene rab44). The transcript is spliced from 9 exons. Gene Ontology annotation, molecular function: GTP binding; GTPase activity. The record is from RefSeq and is a predicted model, not a curated record. NCBI's taxonomy places the organism in Eukaryota, Metazoa, Chordata, Actinopteri, Centrarchiformes, Centrarchidae. The coding region runs from base 284 to 1240 and encodes 318 amino acids.
UGCAACAAAUGUUGGAGAUAUAAAGAAUGAAAGUUUCUCAGGUAUCAAAGAAGAAGAGCUACAACUUCAACUAGAAUACAAAGACAGUGACUCUGAACAAAGGAAAGAAAAAGUAUUUGAAACAGUGGCGUACAGCCACACUGGUGAGUCUCACUUCAAACCUCCGGCUCACCAAACAUUUGAAGAAAAUCCUGUUUCUCAUGGCCAACCUGGAGAAACAGAGCAUCAGCUACACCCCAGGUAUGUCCCUGCAAUACCAUCCACUUCUCCCAAACAUGAUGUGAUGUCAGAAACAGAAUCUGGUAGGAGGAAAAGAAAAAUGGGAUCGCACCGGAAGUCACGUGGAUACCAAAACAAUGAAAACCAAGCUGCAGGAGGGGACAGAACCACAGAUACAUAUGGGAGAGAUGCCGGAAGUAUCACAGAUGAAAGUGCCGUCAAGACCAAUGAAGAAGAAUCUUUGGGCCUGGACAAAAUAUCAGAGGUCUCUAAAAGUUACGAGAAAGCAUCACCCAGCACCUCAAAGGCAGGAGAGCACUCAAGGGCUGUGAGUGAGAAGACGCUUGAACGAGUGACAGCAGUUCAACAUCCUUAUGCUGAAAUCCACCUUGCUCAAGAGAGUCAAAAUACGUUUUCUCUGGCAGGUAAUUCCGGGGGAGCAGAUCUCAGAUCAAACAGUUACAAUGUGGUGAUGGUUGGAGACAGCAGUGUGGGUAAAACCUCCUUCAUGAAAAGAGCUCAAAGUGGAAAGUUUUCUUUAGAUUUGCCUGCCUCUGUUGGACUUGAUUCCUGCAUGUGGACAGUGGUAGUGGAUGGAAAACCUGUGGUGCUACAGUUGUGGGAUACAGCAGGUCAAGAAAGGUUUCACAGCAUCACAAGACAGAUUUUCCAUAAAGCCCAGGCAUUUCUCUUGAUGUAUGACAUCAGUUCCUCUCAGAGUUUUUCUGCCAUCAGCUACUGGGCAAGCUGUAUUCAGGAAGGUGCUGCAGAAAACGUGACCAUUUUACUUCUUGGGAAUAAAAGUGAUCAUGCAGAACGUCAGGUUAAAACUCAGCAGGGGGAAAUUCUAGCUAAGGAGUACAACUUUGAAUUCAUGGAGUGCAGCGCUGCCACAGGUGAAAACGUGAUUCAGUCUUUGGAAACUAUGGCCAGAAUGUUGAGUCAAAAAGCUGACACAAGAGAGGAAGCAAUGGUGUUACACAAGGAGCCCCAACAGAAAAAAUCAUCAGGAUGUUGCUGAACAGAUGCGGGUUUAAAACUGGGACUCAAACCAUCUUUGGUUCUUUCAAUCUGUUUUAUUACAAAUUGUAUGAAUUUAUGCAAAUAUAUGUUAAA